This is a messenger RNA of Paramacrobiotus metropolitanus, 3500 nucleotides long. Its product is annotated as thioester-containing protein 1 allele S3-like. The record is from RefSeq and is a predicted model, not a curated record. NCBI's taxonomy places the organism in Eukaryota, Metazoa, Tardigrada, Eutardigrada, Parachela, Macrobiotidae. Bases 38 to 2980 code for a protein of 980 amino acids. Gene Ontology annotation, molecular function: endopeptidase inhibitor activity. The transcript has 17 exons.
AAUAGCAAAAUAUGUUAAGCUUAGCUUUUUGCACCAAAUGCUCUAUGAAGAAAAAAAGCGAACAUCUGUAGCGCUUGCAAAUAUGCAGAGUCUUGUGUUCUUACAAUUAGCUUUGUCGGUUUUUGUAGCAUGCAGUGCGAAAUAUGCUUUCGCUGACGGAGUGGAGCAGGGUGCGGUAAUUGUCUACCACUCUCGUUUUCUCCGUCCAAAUAAUAUUUUUGAAAUCACGAUAUCGUCAUCAUACUCCACGGAUGUGGAAGUCCAGGCAAUUAUCAAAGGCGGGGAUGGAGAUUUCGGAGAUGCAAAGUUAUCAAUCAGUCCUGGCGAAAGAAGAAUCCUGAAAAUACAGGUCGAUGACCUUGCUGUCACCAAUCGCUACCGUCUGGAACUGGCCGAUUCGCUAUGCGACACAGCAAAAACCAGCGAACUGGACUUGUUAGUGAACGAGUCGCUAGUGCUGAUUCAACUGGACAAACCAGUGUAUCGACCUGCCGAUAUCAUAAAUUAUCGUGUUCUGGUUCUAAAUGCGGAGUUGCGACUGGACCAAACUGUCGACACGGUGGACGUCCGGCUUUUGAAUCCCGCGGAGAAAGAAGUCGAUGUUCAGCGGAAUCAGAAAGCUAAAUACGAAGCUUAUCCGGGAUAUUUUGAAGGAUUUUUCGGCCUACCGAAUUUGGAUCCCGAUGUUGGCCGAUGGACUGUAGAAGUCGCUGGAAAACAUAUUGGCAUUGCAACGAAGAGUUUGUCGGUGGAAGAAUAUCAAUUACCUUUGUUCCGGUUGGAUGUAAUUGCUCCCGAAUCAUUCGUCGUGGCAAAACAAGCGAAUUUACGGCUGACCUUUCAGAUAAUAAAUAAUAUCGGCAUUCCGGUUUCCGGAACCGUUAAAGUCACGCUAACGGAUAGCUUGAAUUUGCAACCGAAACAACUUGGUUUCGCUAAGAUAGAUGGAAGUUCGACCGAAGAUUAUGAGUUGAAUCUCAGUCAGCUGGAAAUGGAAUACUGCCAAAUCAAGAAAAACACCAAACCGUUCCUGACGCUAACGAUUACUGCAACUGAGACACAGUCCAGAAAGAGCGUGGAAGUUAGGAAAGAUUUGGCCUUCUACUGUAACGCAUUCAAGAUGGUCGCGGUCAUGCCGCAAGAGUUUUUUCAACCGGGCGCGUGGAAUAAUGCAACGGUUAAAGUUAUGAAGCAUGACGGAAGUAAGGUUUAUUUUCGUGCCAGAAACAUUUGGACUCAAGGACAGUUUGCUGGCAGAGAGGUCACGCAUAACACUGAACACGAGGACGACAGAUCCAGUGAUUUUGUAAUCGGGAAAAUAGUGGCAGUGGAUGAAGACACUGUGGUUGUGCCAUUCAAAUCGUCGUCCGCUGCGACAUCGGUGACGUUGUCGGUGAACAUUGGCGAGGUCAGGGAAGAAAUCACUUUUUAUGCUCGAGGUGGUCAUGCGGAACUACAUAUGAACGAGCCAGGGCGAAAAUACCGCGUCGGAAACGAUGUCAAGUUCUCCUUGCAAUGCACCCAGAACUGCAAACAUAUGGAAUAUUCGGUUGUUUCAAGAAAAGGGAUCUUGCUCACAAAGAACGUCUCCAUGACAAACGAAAAUAGUGGAGAGCUGACCUUUAUGGUCACGUCCGAUAUGGCACCGGCGUCAAGAAUUGUGGCAUAUUACUUAAAAGAUGCUGACCUUUACAGCACUGGAGGCGUAUUUCUUGUGGACGAGACGUCGACACUGGCUACAGUUCAUCUGCACGUUACACCGGUGGAUCGGUCACGUGAUCACGUCUUGCCAGGUCAAAUGGCACGCAUCCGAGUCGGUGCACCUCCCAAUUCCCUUGUCGGAUUUUUGGCUCUGGAUAAAACUGUACUGCAGCUACAACACGGGUCUGGCAACGAUAUAACUGCAUUUGAGGUUGCAGAGAAAUAUCGUUCCUGGUCGCGUCCGGCGCCGGCGUUAGUUGACUCAGCCAAAUGCGAAGACGAACAAACUAUUCAACAGUGCUAUGAUGAAAAACAAACCGCUUAUUUUAGUAAAUCAAACCUCGCCGUUCACGUCCUACGUGCCGAUUGUCCAGAGGACAGUUCUCAAUUUGCGCGAGUACCAGCAGUACAAUUGCGGACGAACUUCAGGGACAGCUUCCUGUUUAUUACAAAUUUUACAGACACUAAUGGAUUUGUGACCUUUCGAACCUCUGUACCCGACUCCGUAACAACCUGGUCAAUAACUGCGUUUGCUGCAAAUACCAACUACUCUUUGGCUUUGGUAAAAGCGCCUGUUGAGUUGAAAGUCUGUCAGGAUUUCUACAUCAGCAUGGAGCUUCCAGCUAGUCUAAUCGAGAACGAAUCCGGUUAUGUCAAUGUUACGUUGUUCUACGUCCGGGAUCAAGCGGUCGCUAUGAGCUUCAACGUGGAAAUCGGGGCAACAGCCGUGUUUCACAGACAUUUGGAAAGAAGCUCACUGCGCGCCCAGCACUUCCGUUUUCCACUGGGACCUUUUAAGAAAAGUGUGCAGAAAGUGACAGCUUCUCUUUACCUAUUUGACGGGGCUAAAUACGGUCUAGUCGACCAAAUACAAAAAGUUGUAAAAGUAAUACACAGCGGCGUGGUGGAAUACCGAAAUUCGGAUGUUAUCAACGUGACCCGCGGAACAGUCGAAAUUCCGGUUGAUAAUUUUGAUGUGGAACGGGAAGGUUCUGUUGUACCAGAGUCUAGUUCUUGUCUUCUCCAUCUGUACGCUGACCCGUUUGGAAUGCCCGUACAAGAUUUUUCAGUGGGAGAGAAAACCGGACCAUCAAGCAAAUUCUACCAUUCUUCGGCCGAACCAGUAAUUUCUCGAUUUAUGGCAAACGUCCUUUUUAUGAAAUUUUGGAAACAUUUCGCCCUUCGAAUACAGUUCGAAAUAAACCAAACGAAACGGUUGCUCACAAGAAAAAGAUCGAUGAGCUCAUACGUAAUUUACAAGCUGAUUACAAAAAUUUAAAUUGUUUCCGCAAUUCCAAUGACGGAUCGUACAAUACAAAAGGGUCAGCCAGGGCUGCCGGCUCCACUUGGUUGACAGCAUACAUUGCGCGUGGGUUGAUCCUCGCAAAGAAAUAUAUACCUGUGAACGAUAAUCUUUGGCAACAGUCGCUGAAAUUUUUGGAAUCCAGGCAAAAUAGCACUGGCAACUUUCAAGACUAUGGAGAAAUCGCCGACAGACCUUAUCGUGGAGGAGCCGUGGGAGAAACGUCCUUAACGAGUUUCGUCUUGCUGACAUUCACGGAAGCCGGUCCACAGUAUUCGAACACGCGCAAUGUUGCCGUUCGACGGGCUCAAAUCCAACUGGAAUUCACUGUGCAAGGAAAUUUCGCAAAGGAUAUGUACGGCCUGGCCAUCUCAUGUUACGCUUUGAAGCGGCUGAAAAGCAAUUUCACCCAGCACUGCAAAAAUCAGUUGGAAAGUCAGGCCAAGUAUUCUUCGGGGAAGAAAUACUGGACUGCCACAUCCACUGACGGUAUGCA